AUGAUUUUUUAUUUAAAUAAAAAAAAUAGAACGCAAGAGUUGUUAAUUUGUAAAGGUGACUUUGAACUGGAGAAAAUCUUGACCGUUCAUCAUCUUUCAUUUUCCAACGGUCCUCACGAGAGAAAUUCAAAUUUCGAAACGGCAAUAAAGGCAAACGCUCCCGUAUCGACUAGCCGUUAUUUGAAAACCCUACCGGCCCAACCUUCUUCGCGUCGUCCGAGUCUGGAUCGUCAUUCCGCCAUCACUCCAGAUCCAAUGGAAGAAGCUCCCAUUUCGCCCUCUUCUCCUCGCUCUCCCGUGCAGGAAGACGCUCCUAUGGCUCCUGGCGAAGCUUCGGCACAGGAAGCGAAGGAGAACACGAAGCAAGAAUCGAUCGACAAUAUCGUCCAGGCGAUCAGAGAUGAAUGCCUCGUUCCGUCUCCGGUUCUUAAGGGGGUCCCUCUCCCUGAUCUCUCGUCUGCGUUGCUUCUUAUUGGGAGAAAGUACAACACGCUGACGGAGGCUAAUCAGGGGCUAAGGGAGGAGUGCGAACACCUGAGGAAGAAGUGUGCCGAGGAAUGUGAACCUAAAUACGAUAUUUUGAAGAAGAAGUACACUGACGAACGUGAAGAGAGGAAGAGGCUGUACAAUGAGGUCAUAGAGCUCAAGGGUAACAUCAGGGUGUAUUGCAGAUGCAGGCCGCUGAGCUUGGAAGAGAUCGCCAAAGGAUCUUCCUGUGUGGUGGAUUUUGACCCCGCACAGGACACUGAACUCCGAAUCAUCUGCACUGACUCAUCCAAGAAGCAAUUUAAGUUUGAUCAUAUUUUUGGACAUAAAGAUGACCAAGAUGCUGUCUUCAAAGAGACAUUGCCAAUCGUGAAAUCGGUGUUGGAUGGCUUCAAUGUUUGCAUUUUUGCUUAUGGACAGACCGGAUCCGGAAAGACUUUCACAAUGGAAGGGAUUCCAGAGAAUAGAGGCGUUAAUUACAGAGCGUUAGAAGAAUUGUUCAAAAUUUCUGGACAGAGAAGCUCUCUCAUGAGAUAUGAAUUUUAUGUCAGUAUGUUGGAGGUUUAUAAUGAGAAGAUCAGAGAUCUUCUUGCAGAUGGUCCAGACCAACUCUCAAAGAGGUUGGAUAUAAAGCAAGCAUCAGAUGGGACGCAAGAUGUGCCUGGCCUUUUAGAACCUCAAGUUGGCAGCAUAGAUGAGGUCUGGGAAAUUCUGAUAAAUGGAGGAAGAAAUAGAUCUGUGGGGUCAACAAACGCUAACGAGCUGAGUAGCCGCUCUCACUCCUUGGUGAGGGUAACUAUUAAGGGUGAAAGUUUUGUAGAUGGUCAAAAGUUCACAAGUAGAUUGUGGUUGGUUGAUUUAGCUGGUAGUGAGCGUCUUGGCAAGAUUGAAGUAGAAGGAGAGAGGCUGAAGGAAUCUCAAUUCAUCAAUAAGUCUCUAUCAGCUUUGGGAGAUGUGAUCUCUGCUCUUGCCUCCAAGAACCCACAUAUUCCAUAUAGGAACUCUAAGCUAACACAUUUGCUCCAGAGCUCUCUAGGAGGAGAUUGCAAGACACUCAUGUUUGCACAGAUUAGCCCAAGUUCAGCAGAUUUAGGUGAAACAUUAUGCUCACUAAACUUUGCUAGCAGAGUCCGAGGCAUUGAGCAUGGUCCUGUUCGAAAGCAGACAGAUUUCGCAGAGAGUUUCAAGCUUAAACAAAUGGCUGAUAAGCUCCUUCAAAGUGAAAAAGAAAACAUAAGGUUGAAUGAAGGCUUGCAAUUGAUGCAGCUUAAAUACGCAUCUCGGGAGAAUGUUUUCAAAACUUUGCAAGAUAAGAUCAGAGAAGCUGAGCAAACAAGUAAAAAUUACCAGCAAAAGGUAAGAGAACUGGAGAAUCAAUUAAAUGGUAAUAGGACAACCAAGAAGGAUGCUGCAAAGUUCCCAAAGCCUCCCGUGGCUCCUUUAAGAGGGAGGCCUCCUUUACAAAGAAUCACCAAUCAGUUGUCACCCUCAGGACGUCAAACAAGUAGAGGUGCCCAUCCAGUAAUAGAUAAAGAGAAUAGUCUAUUAACAAAUAAAACUUCUGGGGAAGAUUUAGUUAAAUCUCUGCACAGAGCAAGAAGAAUAACGUUGGCACCAGUAAUGCGUAAUGUACCAGCUCAACCCAAGAGGAGGGCCUCUAUUGCAAUUUUGCAAGAUACAACACAAAGAGCACAAGCACUGCCUGUAGCUAGACACCAAAACAUCUCUGGUAAUACCCAGUUUUCGCAUCUUAUGAUCCCAAAGAGGAGGUCGUUGGCUAGCUUUACUCCGAUCAGAGGGUCUCUUGGAGCAGCAACUACUCCAGACAAGUCAAAUUUUAGCACAUUGGCAUCUAGUAGCAAGUACAGAAGCCCAUCUCGAUUUCAAGCAUUCUCCAAAUCGAUGAUUCCAACAUUUUCUUCCCCUCACCAAAGGCUUCGACUAACUUCGAGCCCCACCAAUGCUGAGCACUUGGAUGGUGCACACCAUACUACAAACAAGCUAUGCUUCAGUGUGCAGAAGAGAGUCAUUGUCAGUUCUCCAGCUCGACCAAAACAAUUCAUGCAUCAGGGGCACACGAUGUUUAAUCAAGUUUUAAGGGGUGGAAAUCUUGUUGGAAGGCUGCAGGGUACCGCUCAGAGAGUCUUGUGCAAGAACAAACGACGGUCUGUAAUCUAGAUUUCUGCAAAAAUGAAACAACUAUUGUUCUUAGCUCUUCUCCAAUAUCAAACAUGAUAGGUAGUGCAUUUUUACUACCAUUUGGAUUUA
Molecule: messenger RNA, 2754 nt
Organism: Zingiber officinale
Lineage: Eukaryota; Viridiplantae; Streptophyta; Magnoliopsida; Zingiberales; Zingiberaceae
Product: kinesin-like protein KIN-14J
Exons: 11
Coding region: 1-2664 (887 amino acids)
Biological process (GO): microtubule-based movement
Molecular function (GO): microtubule binding; ATP binding; microtubule motor activity
Source: RefSeq, a predicted model, not a curated record